Molecule: messenger RNA, 312 nt
Organism: Aspergillus neoniger CBS 115656
Lineage: Eukaryota; Fungi; Ascomycota; Eurotiomycetes; Eurotiales; Aspergillaceae
Exons: 1
Coding region: 69-251 (60 amino acids)
Source: RefSeq, a predicted model, not a curated record
CUCCCUUUAUCAAAUUGUCUUGGUUCUCUUAUAUGCAACGAAUGAUAAUGACUGUCAGUAAAUGAUUGAUGACCACCUUUCCUCGCUGUUUUGCACCUUGUCCAGAAAAUGAAAUAAUACAGAAAGUUGUCUAUAUCACAAAUAGUAUGUAUCCGCCACUUGCGCCAGCCACAGUGCCGCUGAACUCCACGUAUUCAGAGUACAGUCACUUCCCCAAACAUGAAAACCCCCAAAAAUAUUGUAAUACAUAGGAAAUUAUGCAAGCGUAAAUGGAGGGGGGGAUCCAGAUCUCGGCAUGGCUAAGACCAUUCA